UCGUGGCUUUCUCUGUACUGUGACUGAGCUCAUGACAUUUGACUAGCUGUUUAUUCACCCAAAGAUAUCUUCUAAACCAUUCUCAGAAAGCUUGAAAACAUCCAGGGCUAUUAAGUGUCAAUGGAUAUUUCCCAGGUUCUUAUAGGAGUCUGUUGAUACCAAUACAGGUAAAUAAAUGUUUAAAAAUAACAUUCAUUUUGUAUGAAAAUGAAACUGUUUGACCCCUGAUCUACAAACUCAAAUCAUUUUCCAAGGAGGAUACUGCCACUGACUCCCCACUCAGCUGCCAGACUGGGAGCACUGAGAAUUAGGGAGAACAGAGAGAGAGAUGGAGGGAAAGGAUGAGAGACUUAGAGCCACAGAGAGAGAGAAAGUAUUCCUACGAGAGCCAACCUUCCCGGUGACGUCAGCAGCAGAAAACAUCAGUGUCUUUACUGAUGAGGAAGAGAGAGGGAGAUGGAGGAGGAGGACUGGCAUUUGCUACUGACAGUCUGACUGGGUGUCAGAGUUUCGGGGGAAGAUGUGCUCUGGAAUUUAAUACCAGAACGGAGUGAGAAGAUCAUCAGUCCACUGAGAGCAUGACACUCACAAUGGUUUACUAGCUGUCUGUCUUCUUUUUAGAUGAGGACGACAUGUUGACUCUGCCAUUUGACGAACCGACCUCACACCAGACCAGCAGUCCAUUCAGGACCAGCUGGACCACCAACCAAUUCGUCAAACCGGUGAAGUCCAAACGGGGCCGAGCCCUGGAGGAGGACGCGCUUGAGCCCAGGAGAGCGGAUAAAGACGGAGAUGAGGAAAAGAAAGAAGCAGGGGGUUCUCAUAAAAAGACCCUCAGUCAGGCCCGGUUGGACCGGGUUCGACUGCGGCGUAUCGAGGCCAAUGCGAGGGAGAGGAACCGGAUGCACGGUUUGAACAACGCGCUGGACAGCCUGAGGAAAGUGGUCCCCUGCUACUCCAAGACGCAGAAGCUGUCCAAAAUAGAGACGCUGCGCUUGGCCAAGAAUUACAUCUGGGCCCUCAGUGAGAUUCUGAGUACCGGGAAAAAGCCGGAUUUGCUUACGUUCGUGCAGACACUGUGCAGGGGUCUCUCUCAGCCCACCACUAAUCUGGUGGCCGGGUGUCUGCAACUCAACGCCCGCAGAUUUAUCUCGGAGCCGGGAGGGGAGUCGUUCUCCCUCUAUCCAGCCUUCUACCGCAACCACGGACCCGAGGUUGCGGGCUCUAACCCGGGCGACGGUGGCGGGCCCCUGCGGCCCUUCGGCUCCCUCUGCGGCCCCUACGAGGCUCUUUGCGACAGUCCCGCUUCAGACUGCGCGAGCCCUCUGGACACAGGGACGUUCAGCCCAUCCAGUAACUUCAACGGGUUUUUCUCCCUGAAACACGAAGAGCCGACGGACUACCGGAGCUGCCACUACGGCCUCUUCUCGAUCAGCCAGGGCUCUUCGUCAGACCUCGGCCCCUACGACAUCCACCGGGGUCGGUUUUACCAGGUGCGGGGGGAAUUAAACAAGCCCAUCCAUAUCGAGAAUUGUUCAUUAAAAUACAGCUCAAUCCUCCCCCGUGAAAACGGAAAAAUAUAAUUUAGAUGAAUCUUUCAGGAGCCUUGCAAGUUUUGUCAAGGUGUCAUUAUGACACACGCGCGCGCGUGGGCGCGUACCACCUAUAGAUCUGCCAAGCAGUUUUGGUUUUGGUCGGUCGUUUACUUAAAGCUGGCAUUUUUUACUGCAACUUAGAACACUGCAAUAAAAGAAAAUAAAGGCAAAGGGAACUAUGCAAUACAGAGCAGAAGCGUCACAUCUGAAUGAAAAGAGGCGUAAAACACAGCGUGUUUGUUUCUAUCUGCAAUUAUUAUUAUUAUUAUCACUAUUGUUGUUGUAGCUGUGUUUAAUUUAUGUAAUUUGCAUAAACUGAUUAAUUUUUGUUAAGAAUUGGGUGAAACAUUAAAUAAUACAUGCAUAACUCAAAAUAUUAAUGUAUAUGUCUGUAUAUUAAGGUAAACUGGAAUUAUCACUGACUGUAUGGAAUUGUACAGCCAUUAAGCCAACAUUUAGAUAUUUGUAGCCUAAUAAUAAUGUCUUUUACACUCAGGCCACACGUUUGAAAGAUUCCCACUGCAGCUACAAUAAAAUAAAUUGGAAUUUAUACACUCUACACUUGAUCUAUAGUCAAAUUAAAUGUACAAACAAUUCUCUUGUUUUUGCUCCAGAUGUCAUAUUGGGCCAGCAGAAGAAUUUGCUGCUGAAAUGUGAUGUGAUAUCGGUCUCAUCUUGGUUCAUGUCGCCCUCAGUGUGUGCGGUGUUAACUAGUGACUCUAGAAUUUCUCUCCUGACCUCUGUAUCAUUGGGGGGGGGGCAAGAAGAAAGGGUAGCAGCUAUCACAGAAGACUGUAAGCCAUCAUUGACAUUAAAGGGGGCAAUGCACAGUAUUAAGAACUAGGGGUAUGCAAACUGGGGACCAUCUCAUUAUUUUCUUUAUUGCUAUGUUUUGUUUGAUGAUUUUGCUAUUCUGUGAUGCCUUACAGUUUUAUUGAAAUAACUGAAAACAAUAAAAAUUUAG
Messenger RNA from Lates calcarifer (barramundi perch), 2559 nucleotides. It is a transcript of the gene neurod6a, whose product is annotated as neuronal differentiation 6a. Gene Ontology annotation, molecular function: protein dimerization activity. Lineage: Eukaryota; Metazoa; Chordata; Actinopteri; Centropomidae. The record is from RefSeq and is a predicted model, not a curated record.